Messenger RNA from Morone saxatilis (striped sea-bass), 2317 nucleotides. RefSeq names its product copine IVb (gene cpne4b). NCBI's taxonomy places the organism in Eukaryota, Metazoa, Chordata, Actinopteri, Moronidae. The record is from RefSeq and is a predicted model, not a curated record. Gene Ontology annotation, biological process: cellular response to calcium ion. Gene Ontology annotation, molecular function: calcium-dependent phospholipid binding. Gene Ontology annotation, cellular component: plasma membrane.
GUGGACCGUACAGAGGUGAUUCGUAGCAGUAGCAGCCCAGUCUUCUCCAAGAUCUUCCUGGUGGACUACUACUUUGAGGAGGUCCAGAGGCUCCGCUUUGAACUUCAUGACAUCAGCUCUGGCAACAAUGGCCUGCGUGAUGCAGACUUCCUGGGAGCCAUGGAGUGCACCUUAGGACAGAUCGUCUCACAGAGAAAACUGAUCAAAGCUCUACUCAAACAGGGAAACACUACUGGAAAGUCGUCCAUAACGGUGACAGCAGAGGAGUUGUCUGGUAAUGACGAUUACGUUGAACUCUCCUUCAGCGCUCGUAAGCUAGACGACAAGGAUUUCUUCAGCAAGUCAGACCCUUUCCUGGAGAUUUUUAGAAUAAAUGAUGACGGGACUGAGUCGCUUGUGCACAGAACUGAGACGAUUAUGAACAACCUGAGCCCAGUUUGGAAAUCCUUCAAAGUUUCUUUGAACACACUCUGUAGUGGUGACCAUGACAGGGAGCUAAAGUGCACAGUUUGGGAUUGGGACUCCAAUGGAAAGCAUGACUUUAUUGGGGAGUUCCAGACCACCUAUAAGGAGGUGAGAGCAGAGCAGGAGGGCAAACAGAUUCAAUGGGAGUGCAUCAACCCUAAAUACCAAAUGAAGAAGAAGAAUUACAGAAAUUCUGGCGUUGUCAUUCUUAACCACUGUAAGAUCAUCAAAAUGUAUUCCUUCCUGGAUUACAUCAUGGGAGGCUGCCAAAUUCAGUUCACAGUGGCAAUAGACUUUACAGCGUCCAAUGGGGAUCCCAGAAACAGCUGCUCCCUCCAUUACAUCCACCCCUACCAGCCCAAUGAGUACCUCAAAGCGCUGGUGGCUGUAGGGGAGAUCUGCCAAGACUAUGACAGUGAUAAAAUGUUCCCUGCCUUUGGUUUUGGAGCACUCAUACCACCUGACUUCAAGGUUUCACACGAUUUCGCUGUGAACUUUGAUGAGGACAAUCCUGAAUGUGCUGGGAUCCAAGGCGUGGUGGAAGCCUACCAGAAUUGCCUCCCCAAGAUCCAGCUAUAUGGGCCCACCAACAUUGCCCCAAUCAUCCAGAAAGUGGCCUCGUCUGCCUCUGAGGAGAUGCACACCAAAGAGGCCAUGGAAUACUUCAUCCUGCUGAUCCUGACAGACGGCGUCAUCACCGACAUGGCGGACACACGGGAGGCCAUCGUGCACGCCUCCCACCUGCCCAUGUCCGUCAUCAUCGUCGGCGUGGGCAACGCAGACUUCACCGACAUGCAGAUACUAGAUGGAGACGACGGUAUCCUGCGUUCACCGAAGGGCGAGCCUGUCCUCCGCGACAUUGUCCAAUUCGUCCCCUUCAAGGACUUCAAACAUGCCUCCCCAGCCGCACUGGCUAAGAGUGUUUUGGCAGAAGUCCCUAACCAGGUGGUGGAUUAUUACAACGCUAAAGGCAUCAAACCCAAGUGUAUGUCGGACUACGAGUCCACAAGGACCUUCAGCCCCUGACAAUGGAAUACAUGCAAACAUACACUCAAAUACACACACGCAUAUAUAUAUCAUAUAUAUAUACUUUAUGUACUGUAUAAUACAUAUACACAUGCAAAAGCACAAGCACACACACAAACAAACAAACAUGUACACAUUAGGGUACUACAUACUACAUACGGUAGUCUAGCUCAGAGAAUUAGCUCGUUCUGGUGAAACAAUUUGAACUACUCCAUUGAUGACUAUUGCAUGUUUGGCCACAGUGGCAUCACCUGGGAAAUUAUUACUAUCUACUGUAUAUCUGAAAGAUGUUUAUAGAAAUAAGAGCAGUCUUCUGAACCAGCAUGCAGACUCAGACCAUAGACCACCCAAAGAAUGACACUCCUACCUUAUUUAGAUAACUAGCAAGUAUAUAGGCCAAAAGAUCUGUGGGUAGAAAAAAAUAUGUGAUUGUAUAGUCGAAAAUGCUUAGAAUUAGCAUUGCAAAUGUUAUUUAUAGGAAUGGUAGUCCCUGUUAGUGUACUGCAUAAAUGCAUGCAUAAUUCAGCUCCUGCUAAUAUCCAAUCUCCAGUAGCCUGCUUGCUAGUUAUGAAAUAAAGUAUCUCUGUCAUUUGAGUGACAUUCAGGGUUGUCUUGGGUGGUUGGGGUUCUUUUCUACAGAUUUUUGUUGGAGAUUUUGCUAAAUGGAAAUGAACCACAGAAUAAUUGUAAUAAUUUCUUAAUAACCUUCUUACAUUGUAAAGAGUUUUGGGAGGAUAGCAAAGCGUGUGUGGUAGACACUCAUCUGUGAGCUGAAAACUGUUUUUUUCUGUAUUCUGCAUGUUGAUUAUAAUAAAGACACUUUGGU